Molecule: messenger RNA, 951 nt
Organism: Miscanthus lutarioriparius
Lineage: Eukaryota; Viridiplantae; Streptophyta; Magnoliopsida; Poales; Poaceae
Source: the annotation of a GenBank genome assembly
AUGGCCAGUGAGAGCAGAAUAUCACAGGUGGCUACGACCAUCCCCGUCAGGAACGUGCAGGAUCUCGCGGCUUGCGACGCCGGCGAGCUAACGGCUGAGGCACUGGAGCGGUACAUCAGGCCGGACAUUGACAAGGAUGCAGUCCUUUACGAGCACGCCGGCGAGCUUCCGGUGGUUGACCUUGGAAGACUCCUCAAUCCACAGCACUGGGAUGAGGAGGCGGCCAAACUCAGAUCUGCUUGCGAGGAGUGGGGCUUCUUUCAGGUUUUGAGUCAUGGAGUUCCAGAAGAGGUUAUGGUGAACAUAAAGCGCGAUAUUCAGGAGUUCUUUCAGCUACCGCUAGAUGUGAAGAAUGCUUACGCACAAACCCCAGGAGAUCUUCAAGGGAAAUCCCUUGAAGAUUACUGCGAUGAAUUGAAGAAAGUAGCCCAUUCCAUCGUAGAAGCCAUAGCAAAAAUUCUAAAUAUUGAUCCUGAACUGACGAGUGACAAAUAUGUCGUGCAAGUUCUAAGGAUGAAUUACUACCCUCCGUGCAUGUCGAUGCCCGAAAAGGUUUUGGGAUUCUCGCCUCAUUCAGAUGGAUCUUUUCUUACCAUCCUUUUACAAGUUAAUUCAGUCGAAGACCUCCAAAUAAAAAGGAGGCAUGAUGCAUGGAUCCUGGUGAAACCACACCCCGAAGCAUUAUUGGUGAAUGUUGGAGAUCUCCUUGAGAUUAUGACGAACGGAAAGUUCAAGAGUAUUGAGCAUAGGAUCAUCAUUAAUCCUCGUAAGGAACGAUUAUCGGUUUCUGCGUUCCACAAUCCAAAGUUUGAUGGGGUGGUUUCACCGGUUACGUGCACUCCAACAGAAAAGCUUUUGUACAGGACAGUGAAGGUGGAAGAUUACAUUACGCAUCACAUGUCAAACAAACUAGAUGGAAAGCGAGCCUUGGAUCAUGUGAAGGUGUUCUAA